Molecule: messenger RNA, 303 nt
Organism: Microthlaspi erraticum
Lineage: Eukaryota; Viridiplantae; Streptophyta; Magnoliopsida; Brassicales; Brassicaceae
Source: the annotation of a GenBank genome assembly
AUGCAGGCACAAUCGCACGUCUUCUUCUACGCCAUAUCUCCCCAUCAGCCGUUCUCAUGCAAUGCUCAUAGCAUUUGUGAUAGCGAAUUGAGACCUCAGGGGAUAGGAUUGUAUCCCUUGGUUUCCAUCAUUAAUCACAGCUGCGCUCCCAAUGCGAUUUUGGUGUUCGAAGAACAGAUGGCUGUUAUUCGAGCUAUGGAGUACAUACCAAAGGAUUCAGAGGUAACUAUCAGCUAUAUUGAAACCGCCGGAAGCAAUCUGACUCGGCAGAAGUCUAUGAAAGAACAAUACCUCUUCCAAUAA